Molecule: messenger RNA, 2416 nt
Organism: Fragaria vesca subsp. vesca
Lineage: Eukaryota; Viridiplantae; Streptophyta; Magnoliopsida; Rosales; Rosaceae
Product: serine/threonine-protein phosphatase 7 long form homolog
Exons: 7
Coding region: 136-2349 (737 amino acids)
Biological process (GO): meristem maintenance; meristem development
Source: RefSeq, a predicted model, not a curated record
AUUGAAUUUGGUUAGGUUCAUAUCCAGCACCUCUCUCCGGCGUCGUUUUGGUCGAUUCGCAUUUCAGAUGCAAGUGAAGCUGACUGGAGCUAAAGCUCAUGCAUUGUUGAUUUGAUUUUUAUGUCAGUGUAGGUGAUGGAGGAACUAUCAAUGGCGGAAUGGACAAAUCCCGGACCAAUUGAUGGUUCGGUGCUUUAUGAUCAGGACAAGCAUGUCUCCGCAGCUGUUUGGGAUGGACAGGAGCGUGGUGCACUUAGAUGCCACGAACACACUUCAAAGCUUGAUCAAUGGACUCUGACGAAAACACAAUUAGAGUUGGUAGAGAAGGCUGGAUUUGGUUAUUUAAGAUUGAUUCCUGCUAUUAGUCUAGACAACCCACUCAUUUCCGCAUUAGUUGAAAGAUGGAGGAGGGAAACAAACACUUUUCACCUGAAUGUUGGAGAAAUGACAGUAACCCUGAAGGAUGUUGCACUAUUGCUCGGACUAUCAAUUGAUGGAGAACCUGUAAUGGGUGUUACGUAUACCACCUGUAACUCGGUUUGUGACAGAUUUCUUGGAAAAACACCAGAGUCUAGUUAUAUUAGUGGUGGAAUGGUAAAGCUAAGCUGGUUGAAAGAGUUCUUUUCGCGUUGUCCUGAAGAUGCUCCACUUGAAGUGAUUGAGUAUCACACACGUGCCUACCUCUUAUAUCUUGUUGGAAGUACAAUAUUUUCCACUACCACUGGGAAUAAAGUCCCUGUCAUGUACCUUCCAUUGUUUGAAGAUUUUGACCAAUGUGGGAAAUAUGCCUGGGGGGCAGCAGCCUUAGCAUUCUUGUACAGGGCACUUGGCAAUGCCUCUCUGAGAUCUCAAAGUACAAUUAGUGGUUGUCUGACACUUCUCCAGUGCUGGAGUUACUUUUACCUGAAUAUUGGACGACCAAAGCUCAAUCAAGAUUCAGUACAUGACCGUUUUCCUUUUGUGCUUUGCUGGAAAGGAAAACAAAGUGGGCCUACAACAAACCGAGAUGUAGUUUUUUACCGUAAAGUUCUUGAUUCCAUGAAAGAAUGCGAUGUGGAGUGGCGUCCUUAUAGACAUGUGGACAGUAGUGUUAUCCCAAAAGAAAUUUUGAGUACUCUGGGUCUAGCAAAGUCGAAAACAAUGCUAAUUUGCUUUGACAAGGCAGAAAGGCAUCUCCCAGAUCGUUGUCUAAGACAAUUUGGCAACUCCCAGUCAAUCCCACAGGACGUAGAGCGAUGGGAGAGAAAAAGUCGCGGAGUUGAUGGUGGAGUUGAUUUGUCGGCAAAAAUGGAGUCAGAGCUCAAUGAAUGGUUAGAGCGUCGAUUUCAUAUUGUGGAACAGGAUGAUGAUGCAGAUGAAAGUGAGUACAUGCAGUGGUACCUGAAAAUUACACGUAAAUUUGUUGGGAGGCCUAUAUCCCUCUCAUCUGAGUUUCAAAGAACGAAUGCUGGUUUGAGAGAUAUUGCGCACAUAGCUGAUACAUUCUCGACAAAGGGUUUGGAUCCUGAACAAGUUGAGUUAAUAUCGAGGAUCAGGUAUAUUGCCCAUGAAUGUUUGAGGGACCAGAUUGGUGGUCCAUCCAUGGUGUCACCCACCCCACAAAACGAACUUGGCAAAAGGAUAAGAGGGAAGGAGAGGGUAAGAAGAAGAGGUGCAGGAAAACGUUUGCGGAAAAAUCAUCCAUUACAAUAUCACACUGCUAGUGAAGAUGAUCAAUCACCGUUUGCUGGUGCCACUGUUGUGGUUGAUCGGUUACAAUCAUAUCAUGCACAUAGAGAGGAAGAUCAUUUGCCGCUAUAUCCUGUUCAAAAUGAGGUCACUGCUUUGCAUAUGAUCAAUGGGGAUGAUGACAUUGGUUUUGAUCAGUCGGAGCUGGUCCAGGUGACUGGUGAGGAAUGCAACACUGAGCUAAGCCAUGCAGUUGUGAAGGUCGAUGAAACCCACCUCUUUGAAGCAACUGAAAAGAUGAUUGACUCACAAAUUUGUAAUGCAGUGAACGAGGUCAAAGACUUCCAAAUUUCUGAUUCAACUAAGGUUGAUUCUCAGAUUUGUAAUGCAAUGAGGGUAAAUGAUUCUCAACUCUGUAAUGAACCGGAGGAGGUUAUCAACUCACAGAUUUGCAAUGUAGAUGAGGAGGUUGACAAUUCACAUGUUUGUGAUGCAACACAGGAGGCUACUGACUCUCAUCUAUCCCCAGCAUCUGAAAAGGUUGAUGACUCCGAGCUUCCUGAACUUAACACUGAUAGUGAUAGACAAACAGCUAAAUUGGAAACAGAGGUUCCAGAGUCUUCUCUUGAGAUUCCUCAGGAUAUUGCAAACCAGAGUAACGACUAUAGUGUUGUAGUAUGAAGUACUGGUGCUAUCAUGAAAUUUUUGCUGAGGUAAUCAUUCUACAUGAUUUAAAAGAUGUUGACUA